Nicotiana tabacum (common tobacco) is the source of this 807-nucleotide messenger RNA. Lineage: Eukaryota; Viridiplantae; Streptophyta; Magnoliopsida; Solanales; Solanaceae. The record is from RefSeq and is a predicted model, not a curated record.
AUGACAACUGUGAGGGACCUAAUUGGUACAGCAGUAAUGAAAGGUUGGGAUAUGUACCAACUUGAUGUGAAUAAUGUAUUUUUCCAUGGAUAUUUACAUGAGAAGGUAUAUAUGCAAGUUCCACAAGGCCUCAUAGUUAACAGAUCUAACCUUGUGUGCAAACUAAACAAGUCCCUAUAUGGUAAAGCAGGCAAACAGGCAGUGGGAAAUUCAAUGGUCUUUGUAGCAGUCUAUGUAGACUAUGUUAUAUUAACUGGAACAGACACAGAGGAAAUCCUUUCCCUAAAGAGAUUUUUGGACAACACAUUCAGAAUAAAGGAUCUAGGGAAACUUCACUAUUUUCUGGUAAUGAAAGUGCUCUGCACUACUGAUGGUGUGUUGCUUACUCAAAGGAAGUUUGCUCAAGAUUUGCUAAAAGAGCAUCAUUAUCUGAGUUGCUCUCCAAUGUCUUCACCUCUUGACUCCUCAAUCAAACUUAGAGCAGAUGAUGGGGUAAUGCUAGAUGACCCAUCUCACUACAGGAAGUUGAUAGGGAAAUUGAAUUUUCUCACUAACACUAGACUCGACAUUGCCUAUAGUGUGCAACAUUUAAUCCAAUACAUGCAGAGCCCAAGGGAUACACGCUUGAAAGCUUCCACUCAUGUUCUCAAAUAUCUAAAAGGAAAUCCCAGCUUAGGACUGUUCUUUCCCAGCACCAAAGACUACACAGUUAAAGCAUUUUGCGACUCAGAUUGGGCAGCUUGCCCUGAGUUUAGAAGAUCAGUAAGUGAUUUUGUUAUAAUGCUUGGGAGCACCCCUAUCAAUUGA